UUUUCGUCAUUCUCAAAAAACAGAAGUUCUGAGUUAUCUGUAACAACAAUUAAAAUUUUGCCGCACCGACUCUCCUCUAACUUAUUAUACGUAUAGAGAGUAGAAACUUGAGAAAGAAGAAGACUCUUGAGAUUUCUGUUUGGUCUGCGAGUGAGAAAGUAUUGUAGAAAGAGAAACAAUGGCGACUGAGCAUUCUGUAAUGGCAGUGAUUAGGGCAUAUAAGCCAGUUUUCAGAAAUGCUCACGACAAGGUAGCGUUUGCAGUACACGCCUCCUUCCUCGCUUCCGGCUACGUCCUCAACGCCACCGGUCCACCCGCUCUCUCCGAUGACGCCCUGUAUUCUGCCUCUACCGACGAGGCGGGGAUCGAUCGUUGGAACGAAUCGGAGGACGAGUACGGGUUUGUUUACCUAAACCCUAACAAGGGUUCCAAGAAAGUCUUAGUCAAGUGUCUCGCGAUGGACGAUAUGUUGUUUGUUGAUGCUGUGAGCGAUGACGGUUCCAAGCCUGUACAUCUUGAAAUUAAAGUUGGGGACUACGUUGAAGAGAACGGGGGAGAUAAUUAUAGUUCACAGUUCAAGAAUUUGGGGAAGCUGGUGAACAUUAUUGACAAAGAAAUGUUAACUAAAUUGAAUGGCUCUUCAACCACCAGCACUUCAACACAAUCUUUAAGUUCUGAGACAAGGGCAGGACAGAGAGACAUCCCAAUUCCGAUUGAUGUUGGAGUUGCUGAACCUCAUUACCCUCAACCUUAUCCUUCAGGAUUUGUCCCUCCUCUCGGUGGCAGCGAUCUUUUUCCUGGUCCUCCUCCUGGAGUGUUCCCUACCAGGGGUGGCUUUGGCAGUGGCGGGGGCAUGUUUGUAGGCCCCGAUCAUCCUCUGUUUGGUGGGAUAGGUGGAGAUCCUGGUUUCCCCAGAGGACAACCGGGUAUUCCAUCGGGUAUUCCUCCGGGCGCACGUUUUGAUCCCUAUGGCCCACCUAACGUUCCUGGUUUUGAGCCUAACCGAUUUGUCAGGAACCCACCAAGGAGGCCUGGAGGCGGAAAUCAUCCAGAUUUGGAGCACUAUAGGGAUGGUUCAGACUUCAUAUAGACUCAUGUUCCCACCCUUGAUGCGAAACCGAAGUUGGAUGAUACACUCUUCCUUUGAUACCUUGUCAAUGUGAUUACAUUUACUUUUUCCUAUACAUAUUAAUAGGGUUUGUAAGGUUUUGUUACAAGUUACUAAACUAUGUUUUAGAAUUGAUGAUGGUGCUUAUGUUAUGGAUUUCACUUUGAUAUC
Messenger RNA from Cornus florida, 1279 nucleotides. Its product is annotated as probable proteasome inhibitor. Lineage: Eukaryota; Viridiplantae; Streptophyta; Magnoliopsida; Cornales; Cornaceae. Bases 179 to 1090 code for a protein of 303 amino acids. The record is from RefSeq and is a predicted model, not a curated record. Gene Ontology annotation, biological process: proteasome-mediated ubiquitin-dependent protein catabolic process. Gene Ontology annotation, molecular function: proteasome binding; endopeptidase inhibitor activity. The transcript has 9 exons.